Centrocercus urophasianus (Greater sage-grouse) is the source of this 1002-nucleotide messenger RNA. RefSeq names its product neurensin 2 (gene NRSN2). The record is from RefSeq and is a predicted model, not a curated record. Gene Ontology annotation, biological process: nervous system development. Gene Ontology annotation, cellular component: neuron projection; neuronal cell body; transport vesicle. NCBI's taxonomy places the organism in Eukaryota, Metazoa, Chordata, Aves, Galliformes, Phasianidae.
AUGGGUGCUGUGGCUGUGGGGAGGGCUCAGGUGAUGCAACAGCCCCCCACGACCCCCCCAGGCCAGAUGCCCACCCUGCAGCCCUCCUGCAGCUGCAGCCGCGGCCCCAGCGUGGCACAGGGGAAGUGGUACGGGGUGCGCUCCUACCUCCACCUCUUCUAUGAGGACUGCGCCGGGGCCAGCCCUGAUGGGGACACAGAUGAGUCUUCACCUUCCCAUCCCCAUGGUGUAUGGCCCUCCAUUAUCUGGAAGGUGACCCUCUCCACAGGCACUCUGUUUCUGCUGGUAGGAGUGGCUGCCCUGACUACAGGCUGGCUGGUGCCCCCCAGGCUGGAGAGCAUCGAGGAAGAGGAUCUGGUGGUGCUGGACGUGCAGGCCAUGCGCUACAACCACGUGCUGAGUGCGUGCUGGCUGCUGGGCACGGCGCUGUGCAUCACAGCUGCAGUGCUGGGUGCUGUGGGGCUGCUGUGCUGUGUGCUGGGCAGAGCUUGGGGUGGCCCCCAAGAAGAGGAGCAGCAGCUGUCGCCCAUCCUGCAGAGCAGCCCCCAGGGUCCCGCGGUGCCCUUCGGUGCCUCCCAGCUCCAUGGUGUCGCCCCGGCAGGAGGUGUGAGUGCACUGGGUGCACUGCUGCUGCUAGCCCAGAUCCAGCCUGGACUCAGCUAGAUGCCACCUUGGAUCCCCGCCUGGCACCCAGAUGGCUGAUCCCAGAUCCCAGCUGUGCCACAGGGACUCCCUGCUCAGCGUCUGGAGCAUCCUGUGUACCAUCAGCCACCACCAGGUCCUGGCCCAGGACAUCCCAGCUCCUCCACCUGCUCCCCAACCAGCCAUGGGGUCGGACAGGCACAACCAGCAGCUGCAAAUGCCCGAUGCUGCCAGGUGCCUGCAGUGGGGGCAGAGCACAGCACCCUGCCUUGCAGCCCCACGCGUUCAUCCACGCCGCAGCCCUUGGGAUGGAGCACAUGCUCUGCCUUGGUUUCCUUCAUUUUGCUCUUUCUGGGGUGA